Paramecium pentaurelia is the source of this 593-nucleotide messenger RNA. NCBI's taxonomy places the organism in Eukaryota, Ciliophora, Oligohymenophorea, Peniculida, Parameciidae. The record is from the annotation of a GenBank genome assembly.
AUGGAAAAAACAGUGAUUAUCAUUAUUAUGACAUAUUUUUAAACAAAUAUAUUUGUAAAGGCCUCAUUGCUUAGAUUAUGUUUACUGCUCUAUUAAUUAUAUGCUGUAAAAUAAAAACCUCAUAUACUUAAUAAUUUAAAUGAAUUAGAUGUAUCAACAGGAUAAAUAUGUUCCAUUGCAACAUUUUUAGCAACAAUUAAAUAUAUAAGUGAAUUUUGUUAUUUAUUAUUAUGUUAAGAAUUUUAAUUUAUUUUCUAUAAUAAGAGAAUAAAUCUACCUCUGUUGUUAUCGAAAUGAUUUUAGUUUUACUCUGUUUGAAACUAAGUUAUCCUUUUGUUAUUGAUUUAUUAAGAGUUUAUUAUAAAAAAUACAAAAUUUUGCUGUUAAGUAAUUUAUAUGAUGCAUUGAAAAUAAUAAAUUGCAAUUUAAGUCUAACUCUUUAUAUAAAUAGAAAAUUAAAUUUAAUGAAGUAACGAGAAUAGAAAUUAAAAACAAAUUUAAUAAAAUUAGGAAUUCAUUUAUUACAAAUGUCAAAAUUUAAAUAGAAUCAUAAAAGUACUAACUAAUAUUCAUAUUAUUAAGAUCUCUCGUGA